AUGUCAGAGGUUGCGAACACGAUGAAGACCGGCUUCAACUCUUUGGCGACAUCAUUGAAAGUUAUACAAGCUCAAAUUGACAGCAUUGAAAACAAAGUAAAUUCAACCGCUAGUGCCCAACAAAGCGACAUGAGAGCCGUCACCGGUAACAUUGCUGAGUUGUUGAUGCAUACCGCCGAACACCUCCAAAACCAGCCUGCAUUGACAGCUCCUAUCUCGGUUGAUGAGGCAUCCGGCGCAAAUCAUGACGACGAGACCCACAUCAACUAUAGGAUGAAUCGAAACUUGGUCACUGUGACUGAUGCUUGGCGUGCGUAUGGUGUGGGGCUUGUGGAACACCAUGGUACAGGUUUGCGAAAGGAUGAUCGCAGAGAAUCCUGGGUCUUGAGUCGAACUAUCACAUUUAUGCGAGAGGUUAAACGGUUAGCUGCUCAGAACGGUAUAUCGAGUGAGCAGGCAGUUGAUCAACUGGAAAUAAGCCGUGUAUAG
This is a messenger RNA of Mucor mucedo, 489 nucleotides long. RefSeq lists its product as uncharacterized. Lineage: Eukaryota; Fungi; Mucoromycota; Mucoromycetes; Mucorales; Mucoraceae. The transcript is spliced from 3 exons. Bases 1 to 489 code for a protein of 162 amino acids. The record is from RefSeq and is a predicted model, not a curated record.